Molecule: messenger RNA, 1101 nt
Organism: Danaus chrysippus (African queen)
Lineage: Eukaryota; Metazoa; Arthropoda; Insecta; Lepidoptera; Nymphalidae
Source: the annotation of a GenBank genome assembly
AUGGUUUGUGAAAAAUCAUGUGGCUGCGGGGCGUUUUGUCGUCGUUUAUUUUGCCGCGCCCGUCCUACGGAGUGUAGUGAUAAGGAAGAUGCUCAAUUGACUUUGAAUCAGUUAUCAGAAGCCUGGGAUGUGAAAUUCACGCAGAAUUUAACGGAGCCGCUCUCUAUAGGAUCUCAUAUUAUUUGUACUGGAACUCCUAGCGACGAUCUGCCAUGGUUCGCAGUAAACAUAGGUUGUGGAGAUUCGGCUCGAAGCGAUAUUGCGAUUCAUUUCAAUGUACGACUGCCACAGUGUUACGUGGUGCGAAAUACAAAGAGGCAUGACAAGUGGGGUACGGAAGAAACCACGGCAUAUAGAUUGUUCCCCUUCAAAAUAAACCGUCCGUUUACAAUUGAGAUUCUAAUAGACGAAAAGGAGACUUUAUUUGCCAUUGAUGGCGAUCAUUACUGCAGUUACGGCCACAGAAAUCCGAGUCCAUUGAACGCUACGUGGGUUCAAGUGACGGGAAUACGAGAUGCUGCCUUGAAAAUACAAAAAAGUGACAUAUACCCAACUCUAUCGCCGCCUCCCAUAGCAGUACCAAUAAAAUCUGACUCAAACGACACGAUAGAAGACGAACCCAAAUGGCAUCCAAAUGUCAUAGCGACUAUUGCUGACGGAAUCCCAGAGGGACAUCAAAUCGUUAUACACGGACGACUACGUCCCAUGCUGCAUUCGUUCACUAUAGACUUAUUGGAUGUAGCUCGUGAAUGGCCGCGUGGGAACAUACUCCUACAUGUGAAUAUCCGAGCUCAUGUACAAUCACAGAUGUCUAGGCAACUAGUUGUGUUGAACGCGUGGCUUGGUGCGUGGGGACAGGAGAGGCGACAGAGAACAGCUAAAUUAAUACCUGGGACUGAGACAACAUUUCGAAUCGUCCGCGGCGGUAUAGUAUGGUCUGUGUACGCUGACGACAUACUCAUUGGUGAACUCGAUUUCCGCGGAUCCCCCAAUGGUGUGAAAGCUAUAAGAAUACGAGGCGACCUCUACCCAGACAGUGUCUAUCUCUCUCCAGCAACAUCAUCUCCAAUAGAAGAAAAAGAUAAACCUACCAUUGAAUAA